Messenger RNA from Populus nigra (black poplar), 1101 nucleotides. RefSeq names its product AP2/ERF and B3 domain-containing transcription factor At1g50680-like. Lineage: Eukaryota; Viridiplantae; Streptophyta; Magnoliopsida; Malpighiales; Salicaceae. Gene Ontology annotation, molecular function: DNA-binding transcription factor activity; DNA binding. Gene Ontology annotation, biological process: regulation of DNA-templated transcription. The record is from RefSeq and is a predicted model, not a curated record. The coding region runs from base 1 to 1101 and encodes 366 amino acids. The transcript has a single exon.
AUGGAAGAUCAAGAUGCAUCAUCAAGCAUGAUUUCAAGUGCCAAAAGUCCCACCAUCAAUGUGGAAACUUUGGCAUUUAGCAGAAGCAACAAACUUGGAAGGCUUCAUAGCAAUAUCGGUAAAGUAGCAAAAUUCAAAGGCAUUGUGCCACAAAAAAAUGGACAUUGGGGUGCACAAAUAUAUUCAAAUCAUCAAAGGAUCUGGCUAGGAACAUUCAAGACUGAGAAAGAAGCAGCUAUGGCCUAUGAUAGUGCUGCCAUAAAGCUCAGAAGCACGGAUUCACAUCGAAAUUUUCCAUGGAACGACCGCAAUGUUCAAGAGCCUAGCUUUCAAAACCAAUACAGUACAGAAGAGAUUCUGAACAUGAUUAGAGAUGGAUCUUAUCAACAGAUAUUUGUGGAUUUUAUAAUGAAACAAUCACAAAGAGAAGAAAUUGGUGGAAGUGAUGAUCCCAAUGGAAGGAGGGUGCAUGCAGAUGAUGAACAAUUCUCAUGCAUACAACUUUUUCAAAAGGAUCUAACACCAAGUGAUGUGGGGAAGCUUAAUAGACUUGUGAUACCCAAAAAAUUUGCUGUUAAGUACUUCCCCUACAUUUUUAAAGAUGUUGAAGAUGAUAGGGUACUAAAUACUGCUGGGGUAGAUGACACAGAACUCAUAUUUUACGACAGGUUCAUGAAGUCUUGGAAAUUUAGAUAUUGCUACUGGAGGAGUAGCCAAAGCUUUGUUUUCACAAAGGGUUGGAAUAGGUUUGUUAAGGAGAAAAAAUUGAAGGAAAAAGACAUCAUUAUAUUUUAUACAUGUGCCUGCCCAAACAAGGUACAAGAGCAACAUGGUCAAGGCCACUACUUUACCAUGAUUGACGUAGUUUAUUGCAAUGGCCAAAGCGGCAAGCUUGACGGGUUUAACCAAACGGAGGAUAUGCAAAGAGAAUUGGCUGUCGUUUUAAGGCAAAAUAUGAGAAAGAAGUUGCAAAAGGAUGGGAAAGAAUUGAAGGAAACAUUGAAAAACAAGGUUAAACAUAAAGGGUUUAGGCUUUUUGGGGUGCAGAUUAAUGAGGUUGAAUUGCAGUUGCAACCUUGUUUCCAAACAGGUACUGAGUGA